AAAUGCAGUUGGAACUUAAAUGAAAAGAAAAACCUCAGUAAGGAUCUGAAAAACUAACUCAAUAUAAUUGAUUCAGUCACUCAGAGAGUUAAACUUACAGAAUUCUCUGCCAACAAUUUUGCAAGGAGAAAUGAAGGAACAAAAGAACUAUAGAAGAGAGUUUCAUCCAUUGUUGAGUAGAGAAAAGAGAGAAAAUGGUAUAUACAAUCAUGGAUUAUGUUCUUUUGAGAUGCAAUCAUUAACUUCCAUUUGUGAAACUCUCAUACCUUCUAUAACAUUGGAUCCAGUUCAAAUGAAAAAUAUGGAUAAGCCACCAAGCGAAAGUGUUCUCGAGUCAUUUUACCUAUCUCCGGGAUCUCAAAAACCAAUUCCAGAUGAGGUUGCAGAACUGAUGACGAAGAGGGGUUUGAUGCAUGGUUUUAUCAUGGUGAGGCUAGUCCUACUGAUGCUUUCAACAAGACUCGGAACACUACUGCUUUGCGGGUCUCUAUGUUUUAGCAAGGAGUUUCCAUUCGUCAAGAAGUUCAAAGAUAUUUCAUUGGAGAAAAGAGACAGGAUUUUGCAGAAUUGGUCAAGGUCGAAGUACAUCAUUUUAACUAGAGCUGCAUUUGCCAUGAUCAAAUCAUUUUGCUUCUACAUUUUCUUCACACGAAUUGAUGAGAAUUCAGAAAAUCCAGCAUGGGAAGCAAUUGGAUAUCGGCUAAACACGGAAAAAAUAUCAUCCAAGCAUAGAAUGGAGAGGCCUCUUCAGAGAGGAAUUAUAGAAACUCUGCAUGAAACUGACUUUACUCUCAUCAAAUCUUUGUCACAAAAAGGCCUUAAGGUCACUGAAGACGUGAAUCAAAAUGCUUACAAGAUUGAUUGCGAUGUUGUUAUUGUUGGUUCUGGUAGUGGUGGUGGAGUUGCAGCUGCAGUUCUAGCAAGUUCGGGUCAGAAAGUGAUCGUGAUAGAGAAAGGAAACUAUUUCACGCCAGAAGAGUAUUCAUGUCUAGAGGGUCCUUCCUUCAAUCAAUUAUAUGAGCAUGGUGCUUUCUUACUGACUCUUGAUGGGAAAAUGAUAAUUAUGGCAGGAUCAACAGUUGGUGGUGGAUCAGCUAUAAACUGGUCUGCUAGCAUCAGAACACCUACUUCAGUAUUAACAGAGUGGUUUUUGGAUUACAGGAUUCCUCUUUUUGGAAGUUCUGAUUAUCAAUCUGCCAUGGAUAUAGUUUGUAAAAGAAUCGGUGUCACCGAGAAUUCCUUGAAGGAAGGAUUUCAGAAUCAAGUUCUUCGUAAAGGGUGUGAGAAACUAGGCCUAAAAGUUGAUAAUGUUCCACGUAACUCGUCUGAGAAUCAUUAUUGUGGAUCUUGUUGCUAUGGUUGUAAAACAGGAGAUAAAAAAGGGACAGAUUCUACUUGGCUAGUUGAUGCAGUUAAUAGUGGUGCAGUGAUCUUAACUGGGUGUGAAGCAGAUAAGUUCAUAUUAGAAAAAAACAAUUCUGGAAGGUCUAGAAACAACAAAUGCUUGGGAGUUACGGCAGCAUCUUUGAACAAGCGCAUCACAAAGAAACUGCUAAUUCAUUCCAAGGUAACAGUUUCAGCAUGUGGGUCUCUCUUAACACCUCCUCUAAUGAUCAAAAGUGGAUUGAAGAACCCGAAUAUUGGGAGGAACUUAAGAUUACAUCCUGUUUUGUUUGCUUGGGGUUACUUCCCAGAAUCAAUGGCAGAGAUCGAAGGCAAAAAACACGAGGGAGGAAUUAUCACAUCACUGCAUAAGGUGAUGUCAGAGAAAUCCGAAGUUAAGGCAGUGAUAGAAACUCCUAUACAAGGUCCUGCUGGUCUCAGUGUAAUGUUUCCUUGGGUAUCUGGACGGGAUAUGAAGGAUAAAAUGGUGAAAUAUUCGAGGACUGCUCAUUUAUUUUCACUAGUUAGGGAUAAUGGGUCAGGAGAGGUGAAGGCGAAAGGAAGGAUCACGUAUAAACUAAGUUCACUGGAUAAAGAGAACCUCAAGGCUGGUCUGAGACAAGCUUUGAGAAUUUUAGUUGCUGCAGGAGCAGUUGAAGUUGGUACACAUCGAGAAGACGGGCAGAGUAUCAAGUGUAAAGGGAUCAAGGAGGGAGAAUUGGAAGAAUUCUUGGACACAGUUACUGCAGUAGGCGGGCCCUUGUCAGUAGGCGAACACUGGAGUUUGCACUGUUCUGCUCAUCAGAUGGGAAGUUGUAGAAUGGGGGCUACUGAAGCUAAAGGUGCCGUCGAUGAAAAUGGAGAGAGUUGGGAAGCCGAAGGAUUAUUUGUAUGUGAUGGAAGUGUACUUCCUACUGCAACUGGGGUUAAUCCCAUGAUUACCAUCCAAUCAACUGCUUACUGUUUGUCCAAGAAUAUUGUUGAGAGGAUGAACGGGAGGAAAUUAUCGGACCGAGAUGUUGCAUGGGAGUCGGUCUAGGUCUUAUAUGGAACAUUUUUAGUUAUAAUUCUCCAAGAAUUUACUUUUGCAGGUGUAAUAAGGUUCUAUAUAUUUUAAUACUCAAGGUAAAGGUAUUUGAAUUA
Molecule: messenger RNA, 2526 nt
Organism: Papaver somniferum (opium poppy)
Lineage: Eukaryota; Viridiplantae; Streptophyta; Magnoliopsida; Ranunculales; Papaveraceae
Product: long-chain-alcohol oxidase FAO2-like
Exons: 3
Coding region: 131-2422 (763 amino acids)
Molecular function (GO): long-chain-alcohol oxidase activity; flavin adenine dinucleotide binding
Source: RefSeq, a predicted model, not a curated record